AUGGCUUCCGACCUCACUACCAUCGCAUUCAUCGGCCUGGGGGUCAUGGGCUACCCGAUGGCCAUCAAUCUCCGCGAGAGGAUAAGUUCCAAUACCAAGAUUCUUGUCAACGACGUUUCAGUCGAGGCUAUAGAAAGAUAUCAAAAGGAGACCAAAGGAAAGGGUACGGUGGAGUUUGUGAAGAGUGGGUUUGAAGCAGCCAAAGUAGCGAACUUGGUAAUCGCAAUGCUACCAAAUGGACGUGCUGUUGAGACAGUUUACCUGGACCCGGAAACGGGAAUCCUGGCUGGUGUACGAGCACGCGUUCCUGAUGUCUCCAAAGAAGUGAUAAUCAUGGAGUGCGGUACCAUUGAGUCCGAUACCAUCAACAAGAUUGCCGAGGCCACUAGAAAUACAGAUGAACAGUUCACAUGUGGCCGACGAGUCACAUUUGUUGAUGCCCCAGUGUCAGGUGGUCCCAUGGGGGCGCAAGCCGGCAACCUCACAUUCAUGGUUGGAUGCACUUCAGACACUUUUGAGACAGCCAAAUACGUUCUCUCUCAUAUGGGAAGCCCCGGUGGAAUCUUCCACUGUGGAGAAGUUGGCUCUGGAACCGCAUUCAAGGUCAUCAACAACUAUCUGUCAGCCAUUACCAGUCUCGCUGCCAGCGAAGCAUUGAAUAUCGGCGCCAAAAUGGGAUUGGAUUUGAAACAGUUGACGGAUGUGAUCAAUGUCAGUGGAGGCCAAUGUUGGGUGACUUCAAAGAGUAACCCCGUACCUGGAAUCCAUGCCAACGCGCCUGCGAGUCGGGACUACGAGGGCGGAUUCCGGAUCGAAUUAUGCAGAAAGGUAUUGAAGAUGGGCAGUGACCUAGGGAAGAUGGUGGGAGCAAGAACGAUCCUUGAUAAGCCAACCCUGGAUGCCCUUGACGAGGCUGCGGCAGAUCCACGAUAUAAAGGAAAGGAUGCUCGGGUUGUGUACAAAUGGUUGAACGAGCAAUCUUGA
This is a messenger RNA of Penicillium concentricum, 984 nucleotides long. Its product is annotated as NAD(P)-dependent oxidoreductase. Gene Ontology annotation, cellular component: mitochondrion. Gene Ontology annotation, biological process: L-valine catabolic process. Gene Ontology annotation, molecular function: NAD binding; NADP binding; 3-hydroxyisobutyrate dehydrogenase activity. The transcript is spliced from 3 exons. Bases 1 to 984 code for a protein of 327 amino acids. NCBI's taxonomy places the organism in Eukaryota, Fungi, Ascomycota, Eurotiomycetes, Eurotiales, Aspergillaceae. The record is from RefSeq and is a predicted model, not a curated record.